AAACGUUUUUCUGCUUGCACAUCAUCGCGUUGUGAGGCUGUCAAUAGUUUCUAUGGAAAUGAGUCGAUAUAUUUGAUAAACAAAAGUGUAUUGACGCGCGGCAUCGAAGACCAGAUAUGUCACUAAUGCUAUCGUCAAGUGCUCAGCAAUCCCGAGAAAACGUCACCAAGGUUUGGACGCAGACCUGACAAUGGACGAAGCUGACAUUCUGCGGAACCACGUCCUCUAUCAGACGAGUUGGAUCGGGUGGCCCUGUAAUCACGGCCUGCCCAGCAAGCCCGGCUCACGGAGCUCCGUCGACAGACGAAACAAGAGUCCAACCCGUCAUAGCGUCACCGCCAACGACCGAAGGUUUUCACACACCAGCCUGGUGAACAGUCGGAGGUUUUCCUACAACAGUGUCAUGGUAGGCAGUUCCACUCGUCUGGGAAUCUCUAUCCAGGAUCUGUCGUCUGCAGCAGUUGCCACGGAUAAGUCUAGUCAUGUGCUGUCCUGGUUGGACAACACGAGUUCUAAAGGAUCCGCAUCAAAAUCUAGGGCUACAUAUGUGAUAUCGAGUGGAGGAAUCGGUGACGUCAGUAGCCAGUGGCAACCUGCAUUAACCGAGAGAAGAAACCUCCGGGUUAGCAGGAGGAAACCUUGGAAGGAAGAAGUUCCAAAAUUAAAGGCUACUAAAAAUACCACAGUCGAGCUUCAUUACGAGAAGAUUUUGCCAAAGGGGAAGUGGCUUGAGUACAAGAAGAGGGAAUACGUGACGAACCCCCGCUACGGACACAUUUACGAGCUGAGGACAAAGGUGCCACCUAAGAAGGAAUCAGCACCUGCCGGAAGCACGUGGCUUUGGGAAGACGAAUAUCGCAUUUGGCGCCUGGAGCUGGAUAGGGAACGACAGGAAGCGCUAGCAGGAUCCACAUCUCGCAAUGUUAGAAGUUCAGAUUCCAAACUUGGUCGUGUUCCUAAGACAAGGCGGAAAAUGACGGUGAUUCCCAAACCGCAUGCUGAUCUGUUUGCUAUGUACAACGGCUACAGACUGGUUAAACAGCGUCGACAGAACGCCGCCAUUGUUAUCCAGAAGAUAGUCCGCGGAUGGCUGGUCCGACACAGAAUCAAACAGCUUAAACAUCAGUGUCUCCUUGCGCUGGGGCAGGCUUGGCCACGCUUUGUUAAAGAAUACCGUCAGCUGGUGACCCGGAUACAGUCCAGGUAUGGAGUCAUGCGCACAAGCUGUCCGUUCGAUCUCAGGCAGGUGAAGGAGUUCCUGGAGCGAAAAGAAAGAUACGAACGCACAUUUGAGCGGAUGUCAGACGCACGCGUGGAGAAGCUACCACGUGACGAUCUACCAGAGUACUUCCGGGCGUGCGGCCUUCACCCUACCGAGGGUGAAAUCAACGCCGCUUUUAGCAACAUCUUCAGGGGAUCCGGAAAUACUGCUGAAGUUAUCUUUGUUUUGGACUGUUCUGCACUUUUGGGACAUAUUAACUUUCAAUGUCAAAUGCUCUUCCUAAAAGAUGUCAUUUCCGGUUUGGACGUGGCGCCAGAUCGAGUUCGAGUGGGACUUAUUCCAUUCAACGAAGACAUCAUUCAGGCUUUUGGACUGACCAAACAUGCAACUAAAGAAUCACUACUGGAAAACAUAGAAAACAUUGACCUAAAGAGUGGCCUUACAAGAACUGAUUUGGCUUUGAAGAUGAUGAGGGAAAUGUUUCAGGUGUCGAGACCAGGUGUACACAAAAUGGCGAUCAUAGUUACAGAUGGACGAUUCAGUGAUAUCGACAAAACAAUUAAAGAGGCUAAGAAGUGUCAACAAGACAAUAUCGAAGUAUAUGCUGUUGGUGUGGGUCGUGAUGUCAAUGCAGGGGAUCUGGCAGCCAUUACCGGAAGUGACAAGCGAGUUCUUGCUGUCUCAAGCUACAAGACUCUCACUUCCAUCAAGGACAUCGUAAGAAAGAGAGUUUGCCUUCCAGUGAGCGACCAAGCCGAGUCUGACGGCAGCCCUCCCCCAGUCCGCGACGCAUGUCGUCCCUUGACUCGCGAGGAGGCCCUGGAGGUGGUGUGGACCCUAUACCCACCACAAGCAGCUGGAAUCCAAGCCCGGAAAUCUCGCUGGAUUCGCCCUGUAGUUGGCGGAACUGAGGCUUGGUCACUCCUCGAUGAACGCAUCUGCCACCAGACUGACUUCAAGACUUGUCUCAAGCUGGUCAUACAGUCCCGACUGGCGAGAGAGGGCUUCGUGUCCAUCCCCAGUGACUUGAGACAGGGGGUCGAGGAGGUCACAGACCUAGACGAAGCAAUGGCGAAGAUAGACAGAUACCUUGCCACCAAAAAGCCUAUUGUCUAAAUCAGUUGUAUGAUAGACAAAACAAAGACGCUAGGUCACGUGAAAAUCCCUGAAAAUAUGCCAGGUUAACUGCAUCACAAUUAAUCCUGUUGAUGACCGACGGGUUAAAUUACUGUACCUUCCGUGGCACGUAAAAACAAUUUAAGCAACCAGUCAAAUAAAUGUAUAUCUUCAUGUUGAAAUAACAGGCAUGAUUUUGAGGUUGGGGUGCAUUGGCGUAGCCAGGCUUUUAAAUGUGGGUGUGUGUGUGUGGGGGGGGGGGGG
Molecule: messenger RNA, 2602 nt
Organism: Gigantopelta aegis
Lineage: Eukaryota; Metazoa; Mollusca; Gastropoda; Neomphalida; Peltospiridae
Exons: 15
Coding region: 191-2338 (715 amino acids)
Molecular function (GO): protein binding
Source: RefSeq, a predicted model, not a curated record